Messenger RNA from Eruca vesicaria subsp. sativa (arugula), 1791 nucleotides. The record is from the annotation of a GenBank genome assembly. NCBI's taxonomy places the organism in Eukaryota, Viridiplantae, Streptophyta, Magnoliopsida, Brassicales, Brassicaceae.
AUGUUUGGCUCUGUGGAAGACUAUGGAGAGAUGUUUCAAGACACUGUUACUCAGACUAGAGGCGCAUCACUCUCUUCAGAAAAUCAAAUUGGAAAUCCUGUUGUCUACAAGCUUGUUCGAGUUGCACAAGAUGGGAGGCUAGUUCCAGCAACUGAUGAAGAAAUGUUGGAGGUUAAGGACUUGGUUGAGAACAACGAGAAUGAUAUGCCUAUUGUAGCGGAUCCUGGACAGACUGAGGAGUGCAUUUUCGAUGAAGGGUCGCCUUCUCAGUUUCUGCAGCUAGAUAGUUUUGAAGGCUUAUUCCAGCCGGAAACUGCAGAAGCAUACACAGAAAAUUUGAAUUCUCGACUUGAGUGUAAAGAGGAGUUGGCGUAUGGAUCUCAGAUGCUUGUUACUUUUCCGGAUACCAACUACUAUCAAAGCUCCAGUGAAUUGCCUUGGAAUGAGGAGUUUGUCCAAUCCGAAUUUUUGCUCCAGGAACCUGUUUGUUUUUCAUCAGAUGGAUGCAGUAUAGAUCAGUCUAUGGAUGUGUCACCAUACUCAAUUGCUACAGGUGGUAGUAGUCCUAAAGUACCUGCAUUGUCAACAACUACCCCAAACCCUGGAGUUUCUAGAGAUACAGACAAUAUAUGCUUGGGUAAUCUUUCUAUUAAAGCAUUGCAAGAAACAUUCAGAACCACGUUUGGUCGUGAAACUACUUGCAAGGACAAACUCUGGCUCAAAAGGAAGAUCAAAAUGGGACAGGUUAAUCCAUGUGCUAUGCCAACAACUACCCUGACAGAUAAUGACACCAAACUGACUCUUGGAGGUCAAGAUAGCAAGGCUGAUUGCAUAAAGGGACAUCCAAAUGAUUGUCCUGUUGAAGCUUUUGUAGACCAUUAUUCUGGAAGUGAAGAUUUUGAAGGUGAACAUAGGUCUGCGAAAAGAGUUAGGAAGGCUACAAGGAGAUACAUCGAAGAGAUUUCAAAAGUUGAUGAAAAACAGCAAAGUAAUGAGUCAGUGAUUCCUUCAAAAGAUGAGAGGUCUAUCAGCAGCGCCGUUUCUUCAGGAAGGAGAGUUGUUGUCACGAGGAUGAUAUCCUUUGCUGGUUCCAGAAUUCAAGUUCCAUAUGUUUCUCAUGUGAGGAGAAGCCGUCCCAGGGAAAACAUAAUGGCUCUUGGGGAAUUUCAUUCCGGUUUAUGGGAGGUUAAAGCUACUCGAGAAGAGAGUAAGCUGAAUCUAAGCCAGUCUCACUUGAACAAUGACGUGAAGCGAGUUUCAGGUGUCAAAUCUGUUUCUGGACCUGUCAAGAAAAAAUUAACUACUCAUCGUCAGAGCUACAAGGACCAUUCAAAACCUGAGGUGGACCAAGACUUCAUGGAGCCAGAGCACAUGGACUCAUCUGGAGAUAGCUCAGAUGAUAGUAAUUACAAUCACGCUGAUCUACCAAUUACGGCAAGUGCAAUGAGAAGGAAGCAUCAUCGAGCUUGGACACUCUCUGAAGUUAAAAAGCUAGUGGAAGGUGUGUCCAAAUACGGAGUUGGGAAAUGGUGUGUGAUCAAAAGGCUUUCAUUUCCAUCAUACUCGCAUCGUACCCCUGUGGAUCUCAAGGACAAAUGGCGAAAUUUACUUAGGGUAAGCUUGGCUCGGACUCCUUUAAACAAUAUGGGGAGUGUGAGGAAACAAGGGUCGAUAGCUAUACCAAGUCAGGUUCUGUCACAGGUAAGAGAGCUUGCUAAGAAGAAAUCACAUGUUUCACCGGCAAGGAAGGCUAGAAUGGUGAAGGCAUCAUCAAGACACGGUUUCUUGUAG